AUGUAUCGGAAGCUUCCUUGGACCAAUCCAAUGGAGCUCGAUAAAGCGAGAAUCGAGCGGUACCAGCGCCAGCUUCGGGAAGAUGAGACCCAGAGCCAGAGCCAUGGCGCCCCCAAGAACUCGAAAACAGCUGGGCGCGUGGCAAUGCUUGACGACCUCUACCUCCCAAUCCUUCUAACAACCACAAAGUCAGCCUUUAUCGCCUGCAGCAGCGAUGGCUCAGCUUCUGCGAAAGGAUGGGCAGACGGGGCGGAUUGGAAGGCUCUGCUGAAGACUCUGACCUUUGACAAUAAAGACCUCGGCGGGUCCUUCAUUCGAUAUCUCAUGCGGGACUAUAAUCUCCGCUGGAACGGAUGCACCAUCAACUCAGAGAACUCAAUGCAAGUGUAUACAAGGAGACUCAGGGGACUGUACAAGAAGUACACGGCCGAGCCGUGGGACGACAACCUCAGGGACCAUCUCCGCCAAUAUGCCAAGAUUCUCAUCACACCGAAAUGGAAGUUGAGACGAGAGCCCAAGGCCAAGCCUACCAUGGGCCCUGAUUUCUUCAUCUAUCAUAUCCAUUUCCUCUGGGUACACGAUACGUCUCAUUUCCAUAUCGGGUUGGACCGACUCGACGACGCGACUGUCCGCCACUUUGCCAUGUACACCGGCUGUCAAAAGCACGAGCUGGUUUAUGCCAAACCCCCAUACCUCGACAAAAUCUUGAAGACGACUGCUGAGGACACGGACGCGUACACCGACGUGGAAAACGAUACGGACGAAUGUGUGCGGCGUCGACCUAAGGAGUGUUGGUUGAGGGUCCUCUGCUGGGAGGAUAUCGAUUUCUGGAUCCUCCGCGAUCCCGAGCGCAAUGGGGGGCGUGCCCGCCUCGCCAUGCAGGUUCUGCACAAGGGCGAGAACAAGAAGAUCGUACCGACAUGGUUUACCUUUAUUGGAGAGGACAUGCCCGCUCUUUGUCCGGUAUCUCACGUCCUUGCUAAGGCGCUGGCCGAGGGUGAAAUUGACGCUCCGGGUUAUCAGACGACGGCAGAGCCCUUCUUCAGCACCAAGCUCAACCAGCCUUCGAUUCAAAUCAAAUGGAAGCGGGAGUGGUUGCAUGGGCCUGUGUUUCGGAGGACUCUUGACGAUCUAGGCAUCAAGUCCAAUGAGCCGUUGACAGCUGGGACCUUCGACAGUCACUCCAUACGGUUAGGGGUUGCAAUGGGCCUCCUGGCACACUUGACAGAAUACGCCUACCGGAGAGGGUUCGCUAAUUGCGUUGAUGAAAACUAUCGCCAAUCGGUUCGGGACCAAGGACUUCGCCACCGCCCGAACAGCACAAUCUACCAAGAGGCUUAUCACAACGCCAACUGCCAUGCUAUCGUUCAGGACGUCUUCCUCGGUCGAGGUACCGCGACCCUCUACCUCGCCAUUUCCAACCACAUCGGCUUGCGUCGAGAUGAGAAUGCACCGAAGGUGGUCUCUGACGAAUUGAUGUGUGAUAUCGGCCCUAGCAGCGACGUGCGACGUCUUGAGGAGGAGGUGAAGAAGAUGAAAGCCGACCUCGAAGAGAAGUACGGCCGUAUAUCAUCAGCGCCAAAGGAAGACCAGUCAAGAUACGCUCGCAAGCGAGAAGAGCUGCGAGUAGCAAGACAGAAGCACCGGAGGAAGGUGUUCAAGAUGAUUUACAAAGAUCACUUUGACGCUAGGGACGAAGAAGAGCCGUAG
This is a messenger RNA of Fusarium vanettenii 77-13-4, 1710 nucleotides long. RefSeq lists its product as uncharacterized. The record is from RefSeq and is a predicted model, not a curated record. The coding region runs from base 1 to 1710 and encodes 569 amino acids. Lineage: Eukaryota; Fungi; Ascomycota; Sordariomycetes; Hypocreales; Nectriaceae. The transcript has 3 exons.